Lemur catta (Ring-tailed lemur) is the source of this 5016-nucleotide messenger RNA. It is a transcript of the gene RGS22, whose product is annotated as regulator of G protein signaling 22. NCBI's taxonomy places the organism in Eukaryota, Metazoa, Chordata, Mammalia, Primates, Lemuridae. Bases 62 to 3847 code for a protein of 1261 amino acids. Gene Ontology annotation, molecular function: G-protein alpha-subunit binding. The record is from RefSeq and is a predicted model, not a curated record. The transcript has 28 exons. Gene Ontology annotation, biological process: regulation of signal transduction.
GAGACGGGCUCUGUCCGGCGCUGGGCCCGCGCGGUCGCCGGGCGCGGGCGACGCCGACGGCAUGCCGGUGAAGCGGCUCACCGCCGAGCCACCAGCUCUUACAGAAGAAGAAUUUGAAGAUUCUUUGGCAACAGAUGACUUCCUUGUGGACUACUUUAAUGAAUUCCUAAGCCUUCCAACCUUUUCAGAGGCAAUUAGAUUUAAUGGGGAUUAUGGAGUUUUUGAAGUAAUUAACGAUGCUCCACAACUUCUGGAAAAGCAACUGAAAAAAAUUCUACAAAACCAGCAACCUCGAAAUCCCAUCUAUGAUGUUGUAAGGAAAGGAAAGUAUGAUGUUAAACCUGUUCAAAUCAAUGCCCCCUAUAAAGAUGAGACCAUCAAUGUCAACUACAAUAUUAUGUGUCUCAGUCGUGAACAAGGUAUUAAAUGGAUCAAAAAAGAAAGACUCCCAGCAUUUCUGGAAAGUGAUUGCUAUUUUGAAUAUAGGUUAGCCAAAUUGGUCUCACAAGUUCAAUGGAGCAAGUCAGGUGUGAAUUUCACACUAGGUACAAAUUUUUCUCCCUGGAUCCUGAACAAACCACCCAGUCCACCACUGCCUGCCACUGAAGAAGAUAAUCUUAUAAUUAUGAAAAAGUUCUACAUUUCUCUUGGCGAGGCCUCUUAUACUCAAACAAAAGAUUGGUUUACACUAGCAAAACAAAGUCAGCAAACAGCACCAACCUUUUCAUUACUCACUCCUGUACCACACAGAAAAAUCGAGUCACCAGUUAUUUCAUCUGUUUCUGAGAGUUUUAUCUUUAAUGAUGGAGUUCACCCCAGGACAAAGAAGGACCCAUCUAAAACUACUAAAUUAAUCUCUGAAUUUGAAGAAGAAGAAGAAGAAGGUUCUGUAUGUCUACAAGAUACUCCUUCUCAUGCUCUUCUGAGAAUGUACCUUGAAAAGCAACAAGUUGAUGAAAGCCAGACAUUGCAUUUCUCAACAUGUGAAGAAUUUUUAAACUCCUAUGUGUACUUCAUUUUGACAUCAGCAAUUCAGCAAAUUAUUGGAGAGCCAUUUGCAGAAAUCCCAGGCUAUAUAGACUUCAGCAGUAUCACACAGGUGUCAUUUGAUGAUCGGUUUGAAUGUUUCUCUGGCAUAAAUUUUUUAAGAGAAUCAAUUCAAACCCCAAAGGAAAAGUCAGAAGAAAUAUUAGAACAAACAAGUUUAAGUUUGAAGAGUGAGAGCUCUGGACCAGAGAGCAGGGCUGACUGGUGUAUUUCUCAUAAAACGUAUGACAUUGGCAAUAGAAAAAAGUUUGAAAGAUUUAAGAAAUUUGUAAAAGGUACCUUAGGAGAGAGAUAUUGGUGGCUAUGGAUGGAUAUUGAGAGGUUAAAAGUUCUUAAUGACCCUGGAAGACUUCAAAGACAUCUUGAGAAGAUGAAAAGAUGCUAUCUAGUGAGCAGUGGAGAAUACUACCUUUCUGCAGAAAUCUUAUCAAAAUUUAAACUGUUAGAUGGAUCUCAGUGGACUGAAGAGCAUUUAAAAAAUAUUCAGUCUGAAGUUGUAAAACCUUUACUUCUUUAUUGGGCACCAAGAUUCUGUGUUACUCAUUCAGCCUCAACAAAACAUGCUAGUGCUGAACUGAAAUUCUGGCACCUCCGUCAAGAGAAACCAAGGAAGGAUAUUGACCCUUUUCCACAAAUGGCAACCCUCUUGCCACUAAGACCUAAAUCUUGCAUUCCACAGAUAUCUGAGAUCCAGAAAGAGGAAUUCAGCUUAUUACAACCUUCUAAAUCUCUCAAGAAAACACCUAGAAUAAAAACAGCAACUCAAAAACCUGAGAAGAGUGAGUCUUUGUAUCCAAUUUCUUCUAAGAAUGAUGUGAUUGAGAAAGGGUCAAGGCACAUGUCAGAAAGCAAAAUUAUUCAUUUAACAUCUUUUACUGACAUUUCUGAAUGUCUGAAGCCCCAGCUGGAUCAAAAGUAUACUUACACAGAAGAACCCAAGGUUAAAACCAUGUUAGAUGUUGGAACUUUGGUAGGAUUUGACAUGGAAAACUUGUUGCAAUCUUUGUAUGUAGAAAGUAGAGCUGGAUUCUUCUUUACUAAAUUCUGUGAGCGUUCAGGGAACAAGUUGUGGAAGAACAGUGUGUACUUUUGGUUUGACCUACAAGCUUAUCAUCAGCUUUUCUAUCAGGAAACACUUCAGCCUUUUAAAGUAUGCAAGCAAGCACAAUAUCUUUUUGCUACGUACAUUGCUCCUUCGGCCACUCUUGACAUUGGACUCCAACAGGAAAAGAAAAAAGAAAUUUAUUUGAAAAUACACCCACCAUUUGAAGACCUUUUUGACACAGCAGAAGAAUAUAUCCUUCUCCUCCUUCUUGAGCCCUGGACAAAGAUGGUAAAAUCAGACCAAGUUGCUUAUAGAAAGGUGGAGCUAGUGGAAGAAACUCGACAGCUAGAUUCCACAUACUUCAGAAAGCUACAGGCUUUGCAUAAAGAGACAUUUUCUAAGAAAGCUGAGGACACCACUGGUGAAAUUGGAACUAGUGUUUUGUCGCUCUCUAACGUCUCUAAACGAACAGAAUAUUGGAAUAAUGUUCCUGAAGAAUACAAACAUUUUACUUUUAAUGAUCUGCUUAACAACAAACUGGAGUUUGAACAUUUCCGCCAGUUUCUUGAGGCUCAUUCUUCAAGCAUGGACCUUAUGUGCUGGACAGACAUUGAGCAGUUCCAAAGAAUAAUCUAUAGAGAUCGAAAUCAAAGGGAGGCAAAAUCUAUAUACAUUAAAAACAAAUACCUUAAUAAAAAAUAUUUCUUUGGACCCAACAGUCCAGCUUCUGUACAUCAGCAAGACCAGAUAAUGCGUUUAAGUGGUGGCUGGGGGAAGAUUCUCCAUGAGCAGCUUGAUGCAUCUGUUCUAAUUGAAGUUCAGAAGCUUGUGCUAAAUAGGCUAGAAAAGGUGUGGUUGCCAUUGUUUCUUGCAAGUGAACAAUUUGCAGCACGUCAAAAGAUAAAGGUACAGAUGAAAGAUAUAGCAGAAGAGCUCUUACUACAGAAGCAUGAAAGGAAAAUCGGGAUCUGGAAGCCCGUGGAGAGUAAGUGGAUAUCUUCAUCUUGUGAAAUCAUUGCUUUUCGUAAAGCUUUAUUGAAUCCAGUUACUGCAAGACAAUUUCAACAUUUUGUGGCUCUAAAAGGAGAUUUAUUGGAAAAUGGGGUGCUUUUUUGGCAAGAAGUACAAAAAUAUAAGGACUUGUGCCAUUCUCAUUGUGAUGCAUCUGUCAUCCAGAAGAAGAUCACCACUAUUAUCAACUGCUUCAUUAAUUCCAAUAUUCCACCAGCUUUACAAAUUGACAUUCCAGUAGAGCAAGCCGAGAAGAUUAUUGAACACAGGAAGGAGUUAGGACCGUAUGUAUUUAGAGAGGCACAGAUGACAAUUUUUGGGGUUCUGUUUAAAUUCUGGCCUCAGUUUUGUGAGUUUAGGAAGAACUUAACUGAUGAAAGAAUUAUGAGUGUUUUAGAGAGAAGACAAGACUAUAAUAAGCAGAAAAAGAAAUUGGCAAUCACAGAAGAUGAAAAAUUUGGAAAGGAUGGAAUCAAACAAUACUCAAGUACUUCAGGGUCUGCUACCAAAACAACGGCUGUAGUCACUGAUUCCUUCCUAGGCCUGCAAGUAUAUGGCCGACAGCCAACCUGGUGCUACUCAAAGUACAUAGAAGCCUUAGAACAGGAGAGAAUUCUUCUUAAAGUCCAAGAAGAACUGGAAAAAAAGUUGAUUACAGGUACAACAUCUCUCACAGGUUUUAAGACUACUACUGCUUCAGUCAUGUCUUUGAAAAGGAAUAUGGCUGCCCUAAGUCCAAAGUGACAGCAUUCAUGUGUGUUUACAUCCUGCCGCUGAUAAAUGCAAGGAAUUCUUUAACCCAAAUUUAACUGACAUGAGAAGCUGAAGUGAUUUUUUUUUUUUUGAUGGUCUGUAUAACAGCAAGCCUAACAUCUAAAUAAUGUUUGGCUUGUCUUACUCCUACAGUUUUCAAAGUACAGCUAUCCUGUAUACAUGACAUAUAAGACCAUAAAACACUUUUAAACAUUUGGAAUAAAACCACUACUAUCUAGGUUAGAAGAAUCAAAAUGCUUUGCUUAUUACCAUCCUUAAGGAAGUAUAAUGCUAUGCUCCUCAAGUAAUCUUUCAAUAAAUAUUCCUUGAGCAUUUACUAUAUUUUGUUAGCAGAUAUAUUCAGCAGGUAAUUAGGGGACAAAUGUUUCCAGCAAUAAAUUGACCCAAAACAUAAAGGGAAGAGCCUUCCCCACCCCAUCCCUAACUCUAAAAGAACUGUAUAUUAAAGUGAUGGUUCCAAUACUUUAGUGUGCUUAAGACUUACUUGUGACAUUUGCUAGCAAUGCAGGUUCCUGGGCCCACUCCCUGAGAGUCUUAUUCAGUAGUUCUUGGGCAGGACUCAGGAAUCUUCCUCUUUAAUGGACACCCUAGGUGAUUCUGAUGCAGGUUUUCCACAAACAACUCUUUGAGAUAAACUGUUAGGGUAGCAAGAGAAGAGCCUCAAAAGCUAAAAGCCCUCUUAUUAACUGGAGCUACACCUGUGGCAAAGAGAACCCAAACAUACAUCCUCCUAUUCUUUCAGGAGAGAAUGUGUAAGAAAUGACCUGGCAGGAUCAUCUGUGGGCCUCAUGAUUUAGGAGCUUGACCUGGAUUACCAGAUUGGAAGCAUUGGACUUCCAGUCUUAUAUAAUCCCAGAAAGUAUUUUCAAAGUAGAAACUGCCAUUCCAAAUUCUCUAAAAAGAUAGACAUUUUAAAUGGGGAAAGAGAUCAUGUUUUUUCAAAAGGAGUAGUUUUUGGAUGCUUUUUUUUAAAUCAUUGGAGGCUUGUUGUUCCCCGCACUCUCACAGUGUCCCGUACCCUACAGUGGCCAUGAAGUUUGUUAACUGCUUUCCAUUCAUUGCCCUUGGCCUUUCUUUUUUUGUCUUCCAUUCUUGUUUUGGUUUCUAUGGUUUUAAUUGAGCAUUUUAUGUGAUUCCAU